AGGGGGUUGAUAUGCUCAAAAGUGCAGAACACACAGCAGUGCUGCAUGCACGCAAACUUGGAAUGGGCUGAAAAGCACCACUGUUACAUAAAAGACUGUAUUCAAAACCACUGAAGCGAGACCAAUGAAAUUUGUUUAGAAGUUAGAACAUGAUAUGAUGAGCUUCCUAUUCCAAUACAUUUCACUGAGAAUAAUUUUUUUUUUUUGAAGUAAUUUAGCCGCAUAUCAGAGGGACAUUUUUUUGGGACGCACUUUGUAGACACACACUCAUAAUGGUAAAGUAAAUAAAUUAUGCAUAACAAACUCAGACACAAAAUAAUUUUUCCUUUCUUCCACUUUGAAUCCCAAAACCUAAAGUGUGCAGGCCCCCAAUCCAAUUUAUUUUUGUUUUCUCUGUUGCAGCAUAUUAAAUUACAGAAAAAUACAUGUAUGCUGCAGAAUUAGAGCAAUAUAAAAAGGGGGAAACAAACAAAAGUAAUUUUCAAAAAAUACAAUACAAAAAGAAAACAAAAAUGAUUCAAAAGGAGAGAAAUAAAACAAACAAAAAAGAAAUGAAAGAAAAAAAGAAAAACAAAGAACAGGAAAAAAAAUUAAUAGAAAAAAUUUAGAGAAAAGAAAAACAAAAGAACACAAAAGAAAAAUGUAUCAAACAAAAUGAAAAGAAAAAUGGGGGGGGGGAUCUAAAGAAGCCAUUAUGAUUACAAAUACAUUUUUAAAGCUGUGGUAAGUCUUCUGACUGGAAUAUAAUUCAAUGCCAAGAUAAUAUUUUUCACUUGCCUUUUGGGAAUGGGGCAUUUCUAUUUCUAUAUCCUUUAGUUUGUAUUAUUAAUUAUUUUUUGGUCAGUAGCAGUAGCAACAUAUUUUUUAAUCAGGCAAAGUCAAUGUGAAGGGCAGGGCUUGACAUUAGCAGUGGCCCGGGGCAACCAAAAAUGAGAGUCCGGCCACCAAAAUUCUGUAAAUGCCAACACUCGGUGACUCUGUUGGGCUACCAAAGUUUUGAUAAAUUGUAAUGUUUUCUAUUGUGUUCAGGCCACUAGAUUAGCUUUGCGAGCCACCAAAAAAAUGAAAUUGAUGAAUUUGGUGAACCGAUCGGACCAUAAAAAAAAAGGUAGUGUGGAGCCUUGGGAAGGAGAAUAAAUAGUUUAAACAUUGUCAAAAAAUAACAAUAAGUAGGAAGCAGGGCAAAAGUUAUCUGGAAAAAAAAGUGUGAGAAAAGACCUUCCCUUAUGUGCCAAAAUAUUGAAAAGAAAUCCACAUUUCAUAUCAAUGGAAUGCCUUCCCAUAGUACUAGUUUUUACUUUCUCAAGAGUGGUUUAAAAAGUCCUUUAUAAAUGAUAAAGAAAAAAAACUAUCUGUUUUUGGCUAGAAAAGACACAGCUUCGAAAGAAACCAAGCAUCAACACACAUAUAGAUGCACAUGUGGGACUGUAAUGUACUCACCUGUGUGUUUUUGUGUGUAUUAAUUAAUUUGGAUCGUGAUUUUUUUAAGUCAAAAGAGGGGUCAAAAUUCCUCCUUUUAAUGCUUGCAAAUAAUCAGGGUACACCAGAUUUUAGCAAUAUGGACUGUAGAAGGGUAUUUCAUUGGUGUGAAAUGUGGCUUUGACUUAGAUUUUCAAAAUUCUGUGGAAGAUUUCUUAGCAACAACAUUUUGUAUCGCAGCUCCCUGAGUCUGUAGGCUGCGAGCUGCAAUGGCUUUAAGCUCAUGCCGACCGGCUGAUAGCAGUGUUUUAGCGGUGUGUAUUGUCAUGACUUUGUGUGUAGAUCAAAUAAAAAGUCGCUUGACGAACUGGCUUGCAAUUUGAACUGUAGAAAGUUGAUAAAUGUGUGAAAAAUCAGAGAAAAAUUGUGCCACUUUAAAAAUUAUUGCCCGAUUCGGGUCAUCAAAACUUUUUCAAAAUUUUUCAAUAAUGGUUGCCCGAGGUAAAUUUCUGAUGGCCCAGGGCUACCCCUAAUGUCGAGCCUUGUUUACCAGUUGUUGUAUGUUCGGAUGCAUAGGUUGUCCCGAAAAAAUGGUAAUUUCAGGAUAUUUUGUGAUCAAUAUUCAUUACACAAUUGAAAGUACUAACAGAAAAUAUUUUUAUUGGGAUUCAUUGCUCAAUUAAAUUUUUCAAUUCUCACUCAUGGGUAGCAUGAAGUCUCUUGUAUGUCUUAGGAAAACCUUAUAGACCCAUAAUCCUCUGAUCAAUCAACAUCGGUCAUUUGGUGGCACAUGUACUUUGAAAUGCACAAAUUAAAAUCUGUGUUUGAUCUGACUGAAAUUCUAUAGAUAUAUAUGUAUAUUUUUCACUUUAGGUCGGACCACAAAGACUGCAAACAACUAGAGAAGAAAGAAAAGAAGAAGAAGAAAACCAAACAGAGACUUGAGGUAGCUGCCACUAAGAUCAAGAUUCCUGUUCGAACGACGAGUAGAGGGCGUCCUGUAUACAAACCCAACAUUCUUCAGAUCAAGUUGACCAGUGACACACGCACCAAGAAAUCCAAGAGAAGGGCAGCACUGCAGAAACAGCAGGAUGCCAUCAAGAAAAUUAAGAUCAAAACACAGGAGGGCACCGAACCAGCAGUCACAAAGAGAAAAAGGGGACGACCCAGAGGGAAGCGGAAAGUACCCAGUGACAAUGUACCUUAUAAGGAGCCGAGGGAAAUGAAGGUUAUUUGGCAAUCUGAAGAUGAUGACGAUGAAUUCUUUGAUGAUGAAGAUGCUGAUGGUGAUUACAUGCCCGCUGGACACAGAAAGUCUUCAUCAUCCUCUUCCUCUUCGGCAUCUUCUCCUAGGGGCCUAGCAAAACUAGCAGCUGAUACAGAAUUGAGCGAUGGUGAGCUGAGUGACCUUUUAACUCCACAGACCAAGCGCAAACCAACCCAGCGAGGAAGAAAGCGUGUGAUAAGAAGAGGAGAAAAGCUCCCUCCCAAGAAGAGAAAAUAUUUGGAUAAAACCAGAUUAAAGGGAGAGACUUGGUAUCGUUGUCGCAUCAAGAAGAUGAUGAAAUAUGCCAAGCGAUUCCAGUGCAAGAUCUGCCUUCUGGAAGUCCGUUUUAUUACCCAAGUCAUCGACCACAUCCAGAACGAGCAUCCUGACCAGAUUGCUGGAUUCCGUACGUCCCUAGGUCCCCACUUUGAAAGAUGUGGUCUAACAGUGGUCUGGAGUCUCCCGGAGCUGGAUACUUCUUCUUCAAGGAGUACUCCCGGAACAGGUAGAAGUGAGGGUUCUGUCAAGAAUGUGACAGAUGCACCUGAUGAUGAGAGUACGUCGGCACUAAAGCUUUCUAAUGAUAAGAAUGGAGGAGAGGAUGAGAGAGAAGGUGGGGAGGGAUUUCCCAUGGGUGGGGGUAUUCUGAAGGGUGGUUAUAUGUCUUUGUUGGUUGGUGAUGAGGCAAAUACUUCAGCUCGUGUAGGUGAAGCCCAAGAGGGUGAUAAAGAACCUGACACCAACAGCAAGAAGGCAGAUGAAGGAGACAAAGAGGGUGAUGUCAAUGAAAGUGGUGAUCGAAGAGCUGUUGCUGUUCGAGAAGAUGGCCAGACAGAUGAUCUCUUCAAAGAUCGCCAGGAUGAUCCUCGGGUUACGAAUCUCGAGGAGGAUGUCGAUGUGUUGUAUGAACUCCAAGGCUGGGUAGUUAUCAUGAUAGAAUGCCCAGACUGUCAAGAAUAUGUCAGUAUAUACAGCUUGCCCAAACACCAGUUCCUACAUAACAAACCGAAGCAGGAACACGAGUGUGAUGUCUGCCACAAAGUAUAUAGGCGCCUCAACCUGCUGCGCAAUCACCAAAAACGUCAUCAAGAGAAACCCCCAAAACCCCUUGAAGAAAAGACUUUCAUGUGUGAGCUUUGUGGCGAUGUUUUUAGAAAGGCGAAAUACUUAAAGAAUCACCAGCUCCGUCACCAAGGUAACCUUCCAUUUGUCUGCAAGAUAUGUGACCGACGGUUCCUUUUCCAGAGACAGUUGAAACGGCAUGAUAUAAUCCAUCGAGAUGUGAAACCUAUUCUGUGCCAGGAAUGUGGACGUGGAUUUGUACAGCGUUCACAACUCAAUGCUCACAUGCGUCAACAUACUGGAGAGAAACCUUAUAAGUGUGACCUGUGUGAGAGAGCGUUCACCCAUAAUGUCUCUCUUAAGACACACAAGAAGCGAGACCAUGGCGUCCAGGUGGGGAAGUGCGCCAAUCCUCAUCUAGGACGUCCAAAGAUGAGCGGGGAGGGUGCACCCAAGACCAAAGGCACCAGAGCAGCAUCAUCUAGAAAGGCAUCCCAAGCAAGGAACCAGACAGUCAUCAACAACCCUCCAACAUCACAGUAUUCAGAAUGCAGGAUGGUCAAUCCUGGUAUGAACCAUCUCCCACUCGGUCUCGUUAUCAACCCUGAAAGACAAGGUAUGGAUCUAAGCAUAGAUUCUUCAGACAGCCCUCCAGGGAUGGACAGUAACAGAGGAGCCCCCAUGCAGAGUAGGACCGCUGACCGAUCCCAUCGAGAGAGGCAGGCCUCCAUGGACAGACAAAGCACAACAAUGCACAACAUGGACACCCACUCCAGACCCAACCACAGCGAAAGUCAUAGCAACAUGGAGCAUCUAGGAAACCCCCAUAUAGAGAGAUCUGUGAUCAACAUGGAGAGGCAUACUGGAAAUGGAGAAGGGAACAACAGUGCAAAUAGCGGAGGAAGCCAUAACUCCCACCCUCAUUUUGAUCGUGCCAUGGCCAUGCCGUUGAUUGAGAGAUCUCUUCCCAGUCACCUGAUAGACAGGCAGGGACUUUCCCCUCCCAUUGAUACCAGACCAGGCAAUGCUCAUAGUCACCACAUGGAUCAUCACCACCAUCAGGGUGGGAUCCCCCUUAUAGCCAGACCAGACCUGAACCAACAUCUUAUGAGGCAAAAGAAAGGGAAGGAAUUAGAGAUGCCUCCCCAUCAGAACAACCCCUCCCAUCCACCAUAUCCUUGGGGAGCAUGGGGCAAUGUGGGCGAAGGAAUGGGCAUGAGGUUCCCUGUAUUCCCACAAUAGACAGAAAAGCAUCUAGUAAACAAGGGACUUACAUGUACUUCAUAGAGCUGUUCUUAAAGAUAUGCAUGACUCUUCAAAUGACUGGAAUAUGAACUGCCAAAUCUAAGGCCACAGUUUUCCCUGACAAUGUCACAAAGUUUCACUGUAUUUUGAAAGAUUCAGUCUAUUGUUGUAAAUAUUCUUUUCACUAAAAUGUGCGUUAACAGUCAGAAUGUUUACCCUAUACCUAGUAUCAAAAUCAAUUACGACUAAUCAAGAAGCACACUUAGCUUGCCAUAUUCCAGUUGUUUGUAGAGUCAUUCAUAUUUUUUCAAACGGUUUCUGAAACCCCAUUAUCUCACUCUGUAGAACCAUCACCUAUGGUACAUAACUGACAUACUUUGGUUUUAUUUGUUAUUGCAAACUCUAUUUGUGUGCAUUUACAUGUAGAUUUAUUGAGAUAAAUAGAUAGUCUAUUGGUUUAGCUGUUGGCCUGAUAUAUCAAUUUACACUGCUCUGGAGCACUGUUGGUGAUCAAGGUUCUUAAAUGGAUCAGCUAGAAAAAAAAUUGAGGCAUGUCAAAUGGUUAAUUUAGGAUGUGUUACAGAUUUGCCAUUUCAGAAGUAAUCUUCUGUUGUAUAUUGAAUGCUGUGGCCAUAUAAACAUAAGAGAUCUAUGGACUAACUUGAAGAGAACAAGAAAUUUAUUGUAUAUGAGAGCCAUGUCCAAAAAAAGAAAAAAUGAGAAAAAAAGCUUUAUGUGUUUCUUCUGUAGCAUUUUAAGCUUGGUUUCAUGAAAGGCUAAAAUUUGUCACUUCCCAGAAAAUAUCAAAGAUUUUUUCUUAAUGUUUACAUCUGAAGUGACACAUUCUAAAUUUUACCAAAUAUUUGUAAUCUUUCUUGCCAUGAAACUAGAGUUUUUUUCUCCACAGUUUAGUUUCAUGCCACAUCAGUUUUUGAUCAUGUUUGUUAUUGAACAAUUUCUUUGUCAUUUUCAUUAACAAAGUAUAAUAUUAACUGCAUGUAGUGUUGAAAAAUAAGCAUUUUCUAUUGUAUAUAGUACUGAGCCAAUGUAUUAACACAUAGUCUAUGAUGCUUUUUACAGAUUUAUUCAAGCAGCCAAAAGUGGUAAAUUGUGCACAUAUUUGCCAAGUUUCUUUUAAAAGUUGUGUCCCACAAAUAUAUGCACAACAACUGGUAAUUGUAAAGUGUAUCUUUGGUAAACAAUGUGUAAACUAGUGGCAAUCAAUUGUACUGUACAUAUUAAUUACAAUGCGUUUUGGGGCCCUGUUAUCAUACAUGUAGGUCAAUGGUCCAUAACUUGAUACAGUUCACCGAUGGACAGAAUAAUUACAUUUUCAGUCAUCAAAUCUAAAGAAGUAUUAAAAGUGUACAUUUAUGCACCAAAGAAUGAGAAAACGAAUCAGCAAGAUAAUACUGCAAAAUGAAUCAAGAUUUAAUGCAGCACUUAUGAGCUCAAAGCCUUGUUCAGCAUUUGGUAGACAUGGUUUAUGAAAAAUUUGCCUGUUUGAGAACUACAUAGGAGUCUGCUUUAGCCAACCUCCUCUAAGCUGAAUAAUCUAAGAUAGCCCAACCCCCUGGGUUGAUAUUCAUAAUGCCUUUUCUACUGUUACAAGUCUGUUUAAGCAAAUUGAAAACCAUUUUGUUAUAACUUGUGUGACAUUUCGUAUUUUGUUGUCUGCAUGUCAUUUGCAUACUUUAUGCCCUAUAUGAAUAACUUUUUGCAAAAAAAUCAUUAGUCCAAAAAUUUCUGCUUCAGAGAUGAAACAGAAGAGGUGAUAUUUUUACUUUGUAUGGAAUUGUCAAGGCUUUGAUGUUAUUGCGCAGCAUGUUUUUAUCUCAAUAAAAGGAAGUACAGUUCUGUUACUACUGACCCAUACAUGUAAAUUCACAAGAAAUGUCACCUCAUUUUGGAGAAAUAAGGCAGCACAAUGUAAUAGGUUUUCAAUUUUAUCUUUCAUCAAGUAGGUCACACUUGAAAUAAAAUGAGCGGAAAUCAUUAUACUUGUGUGAACACCUUGAAGUUUCACAGAUUUUGUGCGCCUUUGUUCGAUUGAGUGCUUUCAUUGGUUGUAGCAUUUAGAUGUCAACUCAAACAUUUUAAUUGGCUGUUAUCUUCGACUUGUAAUGCAAGUUAUGAUGUUUUUCAGAAUAGUAAAUUGUUAAUUAAUUUACUUACUCAAUCAAAUCAAUGACAGGAAUUAAGGUCUAAUAAUUAUUUUUCACCAAGUGUUUGAACAGUAUAAAGGAACUGACAUGAUGCAUAAGUUGUAUGCCCAAAAUAAUGGAUUAAGCAUAAAUUUUUAAGAGCAUAUGUUUAGACACUGUUUGAAUUUGUCUGUAGUAAAACAUAGUAUUAAGAGUAAGUUAUUAGAGUGUUAUAUUUACAUUAUGCUAGAUAUAAUAUUAUUUUUCAUUACUGGUGCUAUUUUUCUAUAAAGAAAUUUAAGCUGAUAACUAAAUUUCAAUAUAUUAUUUUAAAUAUGCAAUAAUUAUGGUGUUGAUUAUGUUUUUCAAAUUAGGUAUGGCUCUGAUGAAUUUGCCAUUAAUUAAACUGGUUAUACUUCACUAUUCAAAUUUUGCGCAAUACAACGAUAAAGCAAUGAAAUAUCUUACAUGGUGUAUGGAAAGUGUCAACUCAAUUGGUAAUGUUUUGAGAAAGAUGUGAUAUUGACAAAAUCAAUAUUUCACUAACAGAUGAUCCCUCUUCUCUUGUCAUUUUAAAGUCCAUCAAAUUAGACUCAAUGCCACCAUUCUGUAUGUAUUCAAAUCAAAGGCUCCUUGUUAUAAUAUAGGUAAAACUAGCAAGCUAUUUGGCCUGAUGGUGCUGUUUUCCAGAAGCAGUUCAACAGGUGAUUCUUAAGUGCCCCCAAACAAAACAAAAACAGGAAUGUUUGUGUGUGUGUGGGGGGGGGGGGGAUAGCGGGAGAAGAAAUACAGAAGAAAGAAGAUGGUUGAAAAGAGAGGAUGGGGUAUGGAUUUUUAUAUCACCCUUAUUUUUCAAUCAGAUAAAAAAAUAAUGAAUUGUAUUUCAUCUUGCCUCUCACCCCACCAAUCAAAACACCCUGGUACUGGUGCGGCUUCUAGGGUGUGGAGUGUGAUUUUUUUUUUCAUAUAGCAGGAGCUAUCACUCUUUCUUAUAAUGAUAACUAAUAGACAAUUUGAAUUCAAGAAAAUUAGUGUUAGAGUUGUGAAAAGAAAUGCAUUUGAAUAUUGAGGAAGUCGAGUGGUUAAAUCAUGCUGUAUGAUAAAUCAAAUAUUAGAAAUCUGUUGUGUUCAUUGUAUGGACUUAAUGAAAUGUCUAUGAAUAUGAAAUGUCUAUGCCAUUUUCCUACUUAUAAAAAGUGUGCUGCAGAUUUAAUUUGUGGGUUUUAAAGUGUUUGUUGUUUUUAAAAGAAAAUUAAUGGAAUUUAAUAGAAAUGUACUACUGGUGGCAUUGGAUACCAAAUAGAUCUGUUAUGAAAUGUAAAUGCGGAACAAAGGGUGAAUGGUCUGACAAGUCACUGACUGUAUUAUGUACUUCUCUAUGCUACAAAAGCAAAUUGUAGAUAGAUGCCAAUCUGAAUAUUUCUGCAUGAUCUUAUUUUUGGGGGUGAAGGAUAAUAAUAUGUCUGCUGUUCAUCCACAUUUUGACAUUAAGUCUGAGGAAUUCAUAUUUCUAAUUGGAAAGCAUAUAAUAGAUUAUCCUGUGCAUCAUAAAAGAAGGAUAAUCAAGUAAUUUGCAUUAUAGAAGAGCAUGUCAUCAAAGUUCAAUCAAAGCAGACCUGUAUAUGUCAUUGGUCACCACAUUAUGUAUUUUAUAGGUCUAGCAAAUAAAUUCAAUGAAUAUUUCUUCCUUUGCAAUGUUUUGUCAAUGAGCUAAAGCUCUCUCUUGCGAAGUAGUCCAGUGACAUUGUAAUUAUUAAUCAAACACAGACAGAUGACUUUUUAUGUGUGUGGUGAUUAUUUUAUUCCUCAUAAAUUGUGAUUUGCAAGGCGGCAGUACUUGUAUGAUCAGUUAAACUACAUGUAUAAUUCAUACAUAUACUUGAUUGUUAAAUAAAUCUAUAUGCGUCUAAUAUUUAGCAUGCAAAUAUGAUUUCUUUUGCAAAGGGAAACAUUUUAAAAGAAAUAUGUAGAAAAGGAAAUUGCCAUUAUAACUUGUUCAAAUCAUGUGAAAUAUGUACUUUCAUAGUUUUUCAAUUGCAUCAAUGAAAAUGAAUUUAAUCUCAUCUUGAUUAACCAUAACUUUCAAAUUAGAAUGAAUCUGCUGAAUGUAUAUUUGUGUAAUACACGUGUAGUUAAUGAAAUGAUAUGUGCAUGACUGAAUUCUAACCAUAAGAAGAACAAAAUUAUGUGCUUUAUUUAGAAGGUGUUGUAUGCAACCGCGUAGCCAGGAUUUAAUUUUGGAGGGGGCGGUAAAUGCACGCGAAGCGUGCCAACACUUACAGAGCGCGCGAAGAGCGCUCCCUAGGGGGUGGGUGCAGGUAGGGGGAGUUUCCCCCUCCCGCGCGAAGCGCGAAGCUUUUGGUGUUUCAUAAAUUAAAAUGAAAAGGAGCCGUCUCUCUUGUCUCUAUUACCUAUAUCAGCUCCAAUUCAGUUGACUAUAUUGUGAUUUUGAACCUUGUUUUCAAAAGUGAUUGUGAACGCACAAAAAGGAAUACAAUGGAGGAAAUUAAAAUCAUAAUAAACCCGCGCGAAGCGCGGAAGCUAAAGCGUUUGAUCAAUUUUUUUGCCAUGAAAAGGGUCCCGAGAAAAGGGUAUUCUCAAAGAUAUAUUGAAUACUUCCCUUGGAAAUAUCAGAUUUGAUUACAAACAAUUUAGCGACAGUGCAUAUCUUUAACUCGCAAAACAGAGGAAAAGAAGUGUAUAUGCAGGGAGGAAGAUAUUCCUCCCCGCGCAGAGCAAUAAAACUCUGAAAUUUCAAAGGGCGGACGUUUCAUCAAA
Lytechinus pictus (painted urchin) is the source of this 9915-nucleotide messenger RNA. Its product is annotated as zinc finger protein 148-like. Gene Ontology annotation, molecular function: RNA polymerase II cis-regulatory region sequence-specific DNA binding; DNA-binding transcription factor activity. The transcript is spliced from 5 exons. The record is from RefSeq and is a predicted model, not a curated record. Gene Ontology annotation, biological process: regulation of transcription by RNA polymerase II. The coding region runs from base 2273 to 4990 and encodes 905 amino acids. Lineage: Eukaryota; Metazoa; Echinodermata; Echinoidea; Temnopleuroida; Toxopneustidae.